Xiphias gladius (swordfish) is the source of this 3123-nucleotide messenger RNA. RefSeq names its product calpain 2, (m/II) large subunit, like (gene capn2l). The record is from RefSeq and is a predicted model, not a curated record. The coding region runs from base 85 to 2190 and encodes 701 amino acids. Gene Ontology annotation, cellular component: cytoplasm. Lineage: Eukaryota; Metazoa; Chordata; Actinopteri; Istiophoriformes; Xiphiidae. The transcript has 21 exons. Gene Ontology annotation, biological process: proteolysis. Gene Ontology annotation, molecular function: calcium-dependent cysteine-type endopeptidase activity; calcium ion binding.
GAGGGAACGGUCCUCGCUGGCAUCACACCUGCAAACUGACAGCGUUAUCCAGGUGCCUCCAGUCCCCGCUCCGGACCCAGCAUCAUGUCGGGCAUCGCGACCACCCUACGGCACCGCCGGGAGAGAGACCAGGGCAUCGGCACCAACAGCCAGGCGGUGAAGUACCUGAACCAGGACUACGAGGCUCUGAGGCAGAGCUGCUUCGAGACCGGUCAUUUGUUCCAGGACGAGACGUUCCCGGCCCUGCCCUCCUCCCUGGGCUUCAACGAGCUGGGCCCGGCCUCCUACAAGAUCCGAGGGGUGUCCUGGAAGAGACCCACGGAGCUGACCUCUGACCCUGAGUUCAUCGUCGCCGGAGCCACCAGGACCGACAUCUGUCAGGGAGCUCUGGGUGACUGCUGGCUGCUCGCCGCCAUCGCCUCUCUGACCCUGAACGAAGAAGUUCUGGCUCGAGUCGUCCCACAUGGACAGAGCUUCAAAGAUGGGGAGUACGCCGGCAUCUUCCACUUCCAGUUCUGGCAGUUCGGGGAGUGGGUGGACGUGGUGAUCGACGACCGUCUGCCGGUCAAAGACGGAGAGCUGAUGUUUGUCCACUCGGCAGAGGGGAGGGAGUUCUGGAGCGCUCUGCUGGAGAAGGCCUACGCCAAGAUGAACGGAUGUUACGAGGCACUGUCUGGUGGAACCACCACUGAGGGCUUCGAGGAUUUCACCGGAGGAAUCGCUGAAGUCCAUGAUCUGAGUCGACCCAGUCCACAUCUGUUCCACAUCAUCCAGAAAGCUCUGCACCGGGGAUCAUUGAUGGGCUGCUCCAUAGACAUCACGAGCUCGGCCGACUCAGAGGCGGUCACCCAUCAGAAGCUGGUGAAAGGCCACGCCUACUCAGUGACAGGUGCAGCUGAGGUGGAUUAUCGUGGUGACAAGGAAAAGCUGAUCCGGAUCAGGAAUCCUUGGGGUCAGGUGGAGUGGACCGGAGCCUGGAGUGAUGAUUCAAUGCAGUGGCGUUACAUCGGCGAUGAGGACAGAGAGCAUCUGAGCCAUCGCUCAGAGGACGGAGAGUUCUGGAUGUCUUUCUCUGACUUCCUGCGACAUUACUCCCGGCUGGAGAUCUGUAACCUGACCCCCGACGCUCUGAGCGAUGACAACAUCUCUAAGUGGGCUCUGUCCAAAUUCGAGGGCAGCUGGAGGAGAGGAUCCACUGCUGGAGGCUGCAGGAAUUAUCCUAACACAUUUUGGACGAACCCUCAGUUUGUUAUCAAGCUGGAGGAGGAGGACGACGACCCAGAAGAUGGCGAGGCUGGCUGCAGCUUUGUGGUUGGCCUGAUCCAGAAGAACCGCAGACGCAUGAGGAAGAUGGGGGAGGACAUGCACACGGUUGGCUUCGCCAUCUACGAGGUUCCUGAUGAGUUCUCUGGUCAGAGGAGCGUUCACCUGAACAGGAACUUCUUCCUGCGUCACGCAUCUGCCGCUCGCUCCGAAACCUUCAUCAACCUGCGAGAAGUCUGCAGCCGCUUCUGCCUGCCGCCUGGAGAGUAUCUGAUUGUCCCGUCCACCUUCGAACCGCACAAGAACGGAGACUUCUGCGUCCGAGUCUUCUCUGAGAAACAGGCCGACUUUCAAGAGCUGGACGACCCCAUUGAGUCCAGAGUGGAGAAGAUUGAGAUUGAUGAGGACGAUGUGGACGACCGGUUCAGAGGUCUGUUUGGGAAGCUGGCAGGAGAGGACUGUGAGAUCUGUGCCUUCGAGCUGCAGAAGAUCCUAAACAAAGUGGUGACCAAACGAUCUGACAUCCAGACCAGCGGCUUCAGCAUCGCAACAUGUCGCAACAUGGUCAACCUGCUGGAUAAAGACGGCAGUGGGAAACUGGGUCUGGUGGAGUUUAAAGUGCUGUGGACCAAAAUUGAGAAGUACCUGAAUAUUUACCGUCAGAAAGACGUUGAUAAUUCAGGGACAAUGAGCUCCACAGAGAUGAGGACAGCUGUGGAGGAGGCUGGUUUCAGUCUGAAUAAUCCUCUCCACCAGGUCCUGGUGGCUCGUUACAGUGAACCAGAUCUCACCAUCGACUUUGACAACUUUGUGGGCUGUUUGGUUCGUCUGGAGACCAUGUUCAACACGUUCAACACGUUGGACAAAGACAACUCAGGAACCAUUGAGCUGAACAUUUUGGAGUGGCUGAACGUGUCUCUGCUCUGAGGAACCAGGAGCAGCCUGAUCCAGAUCCUGAAACCUGCCUGCACCGACAGUAGAGAUGAAUUUACCAGACAGAAUGUAACAGCUGGAACUGAAAUAUUCUACAUGUGGUGGAUGGAGUUUGGUUUCUAUGUUAUUCUUAUCAUGGGGGAGAGGGAUGUUAGUGUGAUACAGAGACAGAUCAAUGAACACUGUUCAUCAUGAUUCAUCAUUUUACAGACAGACUUCAUAUCACUUCACUUUAUCCACUAUAACCUGUAUACAAACAUGGAAAUGGUAAAUGGGCUGCACUUAUAUAGAGCUUUUCUAGUCUAACUGACCACUCACAGCAGCUUACACUACUGCCACAUUCACCCGUUCACACACCGAUGCAUCAUCAGGAGCUGGGGAUCGAACCACCGACUCUCCGGUUAGUGGACGACCCGCUCUACCUCCUGAACCACAGUCACCCCUAAUAAAUAACGGGUUUAUAACAGACUGUGGUGUAGUUUAUAAGCAGAUCUAAGAACUUGUUUAUCAAUGCUCAGUGUUUGUUCCACGUUUUCUAUUAUUCCAUCCUGUGUUUUACCGUGUUGUCGUUCAUCAUCUGUUCAUCCAGCAGCCUCCUCUGAUGGAGGAGUUGGAGCCGGUAACAGAGACGCUGAUAAACACUGAGCUCUGGUCACAGCUGCAUCAGAGUCUGUUAGUUAUUAUAUCUUUAUACAGUGAUUAAACAUGAUACAUUCAGAGGGAAGUUAAAAUAAAGCGUUACCACAGUUUUUCAAGUCUCUGUAUUUAGAUGGUUUUUAACUGGUGUUUCAUAAAGUCAUUUAUUGCUUUAGUUUUGUUGUGUUUGACAGUGAAGCUGUUUCACACCAGAUGCCUUAAUAAUAAACUGUAACUGCCUCAUUAUAGAAAUGUUACACAAUGAUUUAAUAAAGAGAAUAAACAACUCAA